Necator americanus (New World hookworm) is the source of this 426-nucleotide messenger RNA. RefSeq lists its product as uncharacterized. The record is from RefSeq and is a predicted model, not a curated record. Lineage: Eukaryota; Metazoa; Nematoda; Chromadorea; Rhabditida; Ancylostomatidae. Bases 1 to 426 code for a protein of 141 amino acids. The transcript has a single exon.
AUGAAGAUUAAGUACGACGUCAUCGGACCGACCGAGACGAGACGACGUCACUCUCUCAAUGCCGUAUAUAAAACUGGAGAAAAAGUGUUCUUAAGAACAUGCGACAGUAGAGGUGUUGAUGGGAUUGGCGUCCUCAUCAACAUGAGUAUAGCAAGGAACAUCGACUCUUUCGAACAACUUACGACCCGAAUCGGACGUCUGCGGAUGGGAAGAUAUGGUUCAACACCAUCUUUGAUUAUCUUCGUCGCUUACGCUCCAACAUCAGGCUAUGAAGAAGAAGAAGUCGAAGCUUUCUAUAUGGACCUGGAGAAGUUCUACCGAGAGGAUCAUGCCUUCUACAAGGUCAUAAUUGGCGAUUUCAACGCCAAAGUUGUCUUAAGAAUAACGUUCGAAGAACUUAACAUCGGGACCCACGACCUACAAUGA